CAUGGAGGAUGAAGUUGAUUAAAGAGGCUGCUGUAUUUUUGUGAUCAGAUUUACCCAAAUAUCACAGCUGUUAGUUUGGCUAGCUCAUUGCCUGUCUUGGGAAGAAUUUAAGGCAAUAUAUUUUCUCUAGUGACAGGUUCUAGAAUUCAGUGACGGUGUUUUGGGCGGCUCGAGGAGCAGCAGCAGCGAUGGAGGAGUUCGGGACUAUAAACUUCCCCAUGUUAGCAGACGAAGAAGAAAGCUGCAGUGCCUCUGCUGUACCAAGUAACGGUAGAUGUUACAGCACUUCACUGCAGGGUGUUUUCGUUGAAGAGUGCAUGGCGUCUGCAUCAGAAGACAGCAUGGCGUCCCUGUGCCAGAGCCAGCAGCAGUGUGUGAAGGCCUCCAUCGUGUCCAGCUGGCAGCUGGUGGAGGCUCAGGACCAGCUGUGUGGGCUGGAGCUGCACGGCUCCGAGAGUGUUGAGCAGGAGCAUGCCCGCGCCAUUGCCAGCCAAUCAGAGCUCUCUCAGACGGAACAAGAGUGGCGCCGGAAGGAGAACAUGCUGGGAGGCAGCAGAAGCCCUGUGCUCAGUGCUGACAGCAGCCAGGAUGUGUUUGACAAGAAAGAGGCGUUGAUGGAGCAGGUAGCUCACCAGGCUGUUGUUAUGCAGUUUAUCCUGGAGAUGGCCAGCACCUCCCAGCAGGACCCCAGAGGCUGCUUCCGUCAGUUCUUCCACAAAGCCAAAGCAGGACAAGAGGGGUACUUGGACGUAUUCCAUACUGAGCUAGAGGCCUUUAAGCAGAGAGUAAAAGAGCACACUGUCAAGUGCAAAGGAGAGACACUCCCUAACUUUACAGAGCACCAGAGCAGCACAGCACGCUGUCGUCCGGACCCCAAAGAAGUUCUAGAAUCUUUACCCCCUGAACUGAAGUCCGGCUUCCAGCUGCAAGACAUGCAGAUUCUCCAGAAUGUUCUCAGCACCAUGAAUCCACAGGUGGCAGAGUACCAUGUGAAGCGCUGCCUGGAGGCUGGCUUGUGGACCAACAGAGAAGGGAGAUGGUCCAAGGAGGACGCUACUUUAGAAACAGACGACCUGCGCAUGAUGGAGACAUAGCGAAUGUGGCGCAAGCGCCCUCCUUCUCCCCAUCAGUUCAUGACACUCAAUAGAAAUAUUACAAAAUGGAGGAAAAAAGGGCUGAGCUCCCACAGACUUAUUUUUGUAUGCCGCAGAAUCAGCGCUGGAAUGUGUCCUGCACUUUAUAUUUGUUCAAAACAAAAAAAGUAUUUAAGGGAAGACAAUUGGUAGGUAUUUUGAAGUGCUUACUGUACCUUUGCUUAUAUCGCUAAAGUAUCUCUUAUGUCAUAUCUUGAAGGGAGUUUGAAACAGUUUUCAUCUACAGUAGGUUUGACUGGACCCGGCGCAGUCCUUCCCUAGCAGGAGGGGGGAAAACCUGAGCAUUAGAAUAAAACACGCUCUUGCUGUAAAUAAAAGUACAUAUUGUUUUUUAAUUGAAGAAACAAAAGGCCCGUUCCUGUACUCAUGGUUCUGCAGUGGACAUCUCCGACGUGCUGUCUAAAACUGCUAUGAUACUAGCGUUAUGUGGUCAAAACUGUCCGAGAAACUUUCAGAGGAACUGCUCAGUGCUCCUUUAAACUCCUGCGUGUCCAGUUCGUCGUCAUUAGGCCAAACAUUGACAGUACCACGGUGUUGCCACGACGACGUAACUAUGCAAAGUGAUCUGUUGACCGCUGUACCCGAAUUCUUUUGUUUUUGUUACUGCUCGUCACUCCACCUCAACCAACCCUCCAAAAAUGUGUCCGUCUGUCUAUGUCGUCACAGAAGAAUGAGCUUCUCAACAUACGUGUGUGGCUGCUAAACCUGCUCACAGACUUGAUUGUGGAAUAGAAACAGAUCGUAAAACUUUCUGGCUGACGUAGCGUGAUUAACAUCCUGUGUCAGGCUCUGCUUCGGUGCUCUGUUUGAAAUAGAACAGCUUUAAAACAACUGUGUUCAGGGGGAAAUGCUUUUCACAGGCCUACCAGCCAUAUUAGGGACUUAGACUUUUGCGGAGCGUCCAAGGUUGACAUUAAAUGGAAAACUGUUUGUUGCUUUUCACCAUUUUUAAAAAUGUAUUAUAUUUGUUUAUUUUAAAAUUUUAAACAGUUAGCCUGAAUACAGUCUCUUCCAGCAAGUGAGACUUGAUAA
Messenger RNA from Salvelinus namaycush (lake trout), 2186 nucleotides. It is a transcript of the gene cdc37l1, whose product is annotated as cell division cycle 37-like 1. Gene Ontology annotation, molecular function: heat shock protein binding; protein-folding chaperone binding. Bases 189 to 1094 code for a protein of 301 amino acids. Gene Ontology annotation, cellular component: cytoplasm. The record is from RefSeq and is a predicted model, not a curated record. The transcript is spliced from 6 exons. Gene Ontology annotation, biological process: protein stabilization; protein folding. Lineage: Eukaryota; Metazoa; Chordata; Actinopteri; Salmoniformes; Salmonidae.